UCGUCAACAAUCUGUAAGUGAAGAUUCGUCAAAGGCGGUAUAUGAGUAUUACCGAGUGAAAUGGCGUUAACGACGAAUGCCCUUGGGAUAAUCCGUAACUCUGGACAUCUUGCUGCAAACCGAGACCACGGCUUCUUUUCACCUGCACCCACCCAACACCCGAUUCACUCGAUGCCUGCGCUUGUUGUUUUGCUUCCUUGAGAACCUCCCAGCGGUCUUGAAGAAUUGUUUCACUUUGCGUCGCAUGCUUCGAACUUUGCCUCAACACCUCUCUCGCGCUCGCAAACGUAAUACCUCACAAUGCAUCGCUCAACAUUGCUUCUCGCUGUCCUUCUUUCGUACCUGACGUCAAACAUACUUGCUAUUGUACUCAAUGUCGAAGAUUCAGCAUCGGUUCUCGCAGCGGCUGCAUUGGCGGCGUCCGGAGUACAGCAGCUUUACAGCGGCAAUCAGAAUCAAACAGGAGACGUCCUAGGGAAAUUUUCAUACCCACCGUAUUACUGGUGGGAGAGUGGAGGUGCAUGGGGUGGGAUGGUGGAAUACUUUCACUACACCGGCGACACCUCGUACGUGAACAUAACGCAGCAAGCACUCAUCUCUCAGCUUGGGCCAGCGUAUGACUUCAACAAUCCGAACGAGGCCUUCGACGAAGGCAAUGAUGACCAAGCGUUCUGGGUCUUUGCUGCCAUGUCCGCCGCCGAGUACUCCUUCCCUGCACCGCCUACUCCCGUUCCUGCCUGGCUCGAUGUUGUACAAAAUGCCUGGCAAGACUACGUCACCCGUUGGAAUACCUCCACCUGUAAUGGCGGGCUCAAGUGGCAGUUUCAUCCAGAGAACGCAGGCUACAGUUACAAGAACAGUGUCUCGAAUGGUGCUUUCUUUCAACUGUCCGCUCGACUGGCCAGAGUUACAGGCAACCAGACUUACAUUGAUUGGGCAAACAAGAUUUGGGAUUGGUGUGCUGGAGUGGGUUUGAUAGACGACAUCUACAACGUCUUUGACGGCACGGACGAGACAAUCAACUGCACCGGCGUUGAUCAUCACCAAUGGACAUACAACGUUGGAGUCUUUCUCUAUGGCGCUGCAGUCCUGCAAAAUUACACCAAUGCAUCCUCACCUUGGGUGGCCCGGACUGCCGGUUUGCUUGACUCGACGAAUACAUUCCUUACGCCUUUUCAAAAUGCGACGGAUAUCAUGUUCGAGGCAGAAUGUGAACUCGAUGAGACUUGCGACACUGAUCAACUGUCUAUGAAAGCCUAUCUGACCCGUUGGCUUGCAGGAACAUCCAUAAUGGCGCCCUUCACAGCAGGACGCAUCGGAGAAAUCCUCCGAGCUUCAGCACAGGGAGCUGCUGCUGCCUGCACGGGAGGUCUGAAUGGUACCGUCUGUGGAUCAAAAUGGUACCUCGGUGGGUGGGACGGGACCAGUGGCCUCGGUCAAGAAUUGUGUGCGAUGGAAGCCAUGUAUGCGCUUUUGGUCAAUCAGACAAAUCCCCCAGCAACCCUGGGUAACGUCUCCAUCCAAACUGCCCCUGUCACAUCUACGUUGGCCGCAACAGUCACGUCACUUCUGCCUUCAGCAAGUGCUUCAGCAAGACCAUUGUUCGAUAGUGCCGCACCCGGUGGUGUUAAAGUCCAGAACAAGUUUCGGAGCAUAUUCGCUGCUAUUGCUACGACAUUUGCUGUCUACUGAAAGCAUGUUCAGGCACAGUUGUUGACGUUACGACUGAGAAGAUGAAGACAUGAAUGACGAUG
Messenger RNA from Exophiala viscosa, 1754 nucleotides. RefSeq names its product mannan endo-1,6-alpha-mannosidase. NCBI's taxonomy places the organism in Eukaryota, Fungi, Ascomycota, Eurotiomycetes, Chaetothyriales, Herpotrichiellaceae. Gene Ontology annotation, molecular function: mannan endo-1,6-alpha-mannosidase activity. Gene Ontology annotation, biological process: fungal-type cell wall biogenesis; carbohydrate catabolic process. Bases 301 to 1692 code for a protein of 463 amino acids. The transcript has 2 exons. The record is from RefSeq and is a predicted model, not a curated record.